AUUUUUAUUUAUUUAAUUAUUUAUUUAUUAUCAGUUGUUGAGGUUGGCGGCAUUGAGUGAUUCUGUACAAAGUUAGUUCUUUGAUAUCUUAAGCGUGGCUUGCAAUGUAGGGUAGUUGAUUGAAUGGAGAACGUCUGGUUGUGUUGUUUAUCUUCUGCAAUUUUGACGGGUUAAUAAUGGAGUAAUGAUCAUGACCAUACUACAAAGCUUAUAUUAUUUUUGUACUACCACAAAUAAAAGGGUGGGGACCACGAUGACAUGCAAUUUUUUGUUGAUAAUGUGGAUAGCACAAAAGUAGUAUGUAACUUAUAGUGCGAUCAUCAUUUUCCUUGAUAAUGUGGAUAGCUGGAAAGGAAAACUUCUCUCUGCUUUCUUUUUGGGAUUGAGUAGCUUUCGGCUGUUCAUUCAAGCAUAUGUUCCGUGCUUGGAUUGAAAACGUAAGAACUCGUUAUAUGUAUAUGAUGGGUAGUUUUCCGUGGAGAACUCCUUGGGGGUAGUUUCGGGAGAACGCCAUCGUAGGUUAUCCAGGGAUGACCGAUACCAAUCAUUUUGUUUGAUGCAUCCAAAUUGUCCAUGAAUGAGCGAUGAAGUGGUUUUGAAACUUCUCACUCUCAUAAGGUGGUUGAAAAAAAACACACACACAUGAUUUUAGCCAUAUUAAAAAGUUAUCACUUGAUGCAUUGAGUUUCCAUCUUUUAUUCUUAGACCAGUUUGGUUGAGCAGAUCAAGAACAAACAUAGUGAAUCGGAGUGGUUUGUUGGCCACAAAAUGUAAUAAUAACACAGAUCCGUGAAGAGAGAACAAAGAAAACAACCACAAAAAUGGAGAUUUAGCAAGGUUCAGCAUCAAUGUAAAGUUUUUGAUGUGCGGCAAAAGAAGCAUAAUUAAGGCUUCAUGUGGUGGAGCUUGAUGGAAGGAAGAGAUCAAGGGAAAGGAAAGGGAUUAUGCUAUCAAGACUAUUAGAAGACAACAAUUUACUCGGAUUUGGAUGCUACCAUUGCUGAUGAUGUCAGGACAAAGGAAAUACUAAUACAGAGGACGUUAAUGCUUACUUAUAGUUAAUAUUCACAUAGAUUUUUGGUUGUUGUUUGCAUGGCAGAAGUUUUUUUGGCUAUCUUUUCUCGGAUAUUUUGUUUCAGGCUGGAAUGUUUAUUCAUCCUAUGACAUAUGUUUUCAUUUAUGCAUUUUUCCAAGUUUUGGAGGCAUUACGUUUUGUAGCUACAUGUAGAUGGUUUAUUAAACCCUUAUUAACGAAAUGGCAGUGUUAUGCUCUCCCGUAUUCCCAAAAAUGGCAUGAGUAUGAUGGAAUUGUAGUAAUAAGGAUGAUGUAACCAAAACCUCUUUACCAGCAUGGAUGAGUGAUGAUUUCUUACUCCAAGUUCUUUUUCAAGCUACACACUAAGAUCUUUUAUGUGUGAAAAUAUUUCUUACAUUAUAUAAAAUAUCUAAGUGCGGUCAAAUAAUUUAUUAUUUUAAAUUAAACAUAUAUGAGAUUGAGUAUAGUAUGCACACGUGCCCAUCACGCUUUCUCUUAUGUAUGUCCAUUUUGUGUUUGUGUUAUAUAUAUUGUAUGUUUAUUUAUGAGACUCUCUUCCGUCCCAGUGUUAUAUUAUUAACUAUAGUGUAACAAAAAAUUCCAUUGUUGGUCCACUUAUUACUUAAUUAUAGUUUUAUAAGGAUUAAUUACAUACUAGUACCUUGAGGUAUGGUGUAACUACUUGUGCGUCCUUAAAGUCUACAUAUUUGUACGAAUGACCUUGGAAUUGUAAUUGUGAUAACAAAGGUGACCCUGGUGCCUAGACAACAAGCAACUCUUAGGGUUACUUGUGUAAAUACUAUCAAUAAUCUCAGGGACCCUUAUAAUACAAAGACUCGGUCACCGGUGUAAUUACAUCAAUUAAUCCUUUUAUAAGCCAUCACAAUGAUUUGAUAAUAAGAAAACUUUUUUCAUUAAAUACUAACAUUCAUCUUUAGCCAAACCUAGAUAGAAGAACCAAUCUUUCCAAUAUCAAUCUCAGAAAUCAGUAAGUCGUCUCAUACCCAAUUCUGCCUCUAUAUCCUAUCACCCAACCAUAUUCUUGCACACCUUUAACUAUAGCCUUCAAGCCUAAUGCAUCUAUCCUCCAAAUUAAACAAUUAGUAUUAUCACAUGGAAGAUGGUCCAAAAUAAGGAUAUAAGAUUUGGGAGGUUAGCAAAAGGCCAAUUUGGUUGAAAAUGUUACCAUUGUUCUUAAGCUUAGUAAGAAAUAUAGUGAAUAACAUAGUUAAUUCAUUUUUUCAGUUAUGUUAACUAAUAACAUCACAAAAUUAAAACUUUUCUUGUCUAUACCUACUCUGAUUUUAAUGCUUAAAAUGAUGGUUCAACAUGUUUGGAAAAUUACGAACUAGACAAAAUAACUUUAGUGUCAUCAUAAUUAGAGGAAACAGAAUUUAAUGCUAUCCUAAACUUAUAUAGAAACAAAUACUUGGAUUUAUUUUAUUAAAAGUGCUUGUAUAGGAUAUCUAAUUACUUAGUGUGAAAAACAAACCUUGUAGUAAUAAAUUCCAAGUUUCCAACUAUGAUUUUAGAUGUUGUAGUAAUAGUUCCCGCACUCCCUCAUAGUAUAUAUUUCCUUUUUCCUCACUUCUAUUGUGAUGUUGCACCAUAGUUAUUGUCGGGCAUAUGGGACGCUAUGGUGAUCUGUAACCUAGGUUCAUCCAUCACGGAACAAUGAACUUUAGCUAAUUGGAUCAUAGUGGAACAUGACCUAGUUCGCCAAAUUUCUGAGACCCGAUUUAGAAUUUAAACCAGUUAAAAUUUUUAUAAGAAAAACUUUUUAAGAGAGAAAAACAACAAAAAGCAUGAGAUAUUACGCAAAUAAACUAUGCAUGCCUUGAUUGUAACAUGAUUCUCGAGGUUCUUUUAUCACUAUUAAUAUCAAGUAAUAUAUUUCUUAAAUUUGUCUCUUAUUGUUAUAGAACCUAACGUUCCCAUAUUUAAAAACUGAACCUAAUGCAUGCCAUGUUUCUUGCAUACCAUAUAAACCCACCUUCUCAUCCUCGCAAAUAAGUGUCUUAUUAUGCUUCUAUUUCUAUCUCAUGAAUCAGAGAAUUAUUACGCUCAUGUUUCUAUCUGAUGAAUCGUACAACUAAGGAUGCACCAACUAACUAGGUUCUGGUGUUCAAGCAAAAUGUGUUCAAGCAAAACUGAACCUAAUAUUCCUAUACUUAAAAACUGAACCUAAAGCAUGUCACGUUUCUUGCAUACCAUAUAAGCUCACGUUAUUGUCCUUGCAAAUAAGUGGCUUAUUACACUCCUCUUAUCUCAUGAAUCAGAUAAGUAUUACACUCAUGUUUCUAUCUCAUGAAUUGUACAACUAUGGAUGCACCAACUAACUAGGUUCGGGUGUUCAAGCAAAACGCCAGUAGGAUUUUUGGUUCGAACUAGUCAGGAGCCAAUAGCGUCCAUGCGGAGUCUCAGGGUCCUUUCCUUCUGCUCUCUUCCAAUGCUAAAGUAUCUUCCUAGUGAAAUACAAUCGUGCAGUUUUUUCAGCAUAUGUUGUUAAGGUCAUCCUUACUUUCAUAUUCCUUACCUUAGGGAUAAUAACUGUGAAAUUGUCAUGGCUCUUCGCAUUUGUUAAUUAUCAUUCUUGUCUUGGUUACCUUGUAUUCUAUUUAUGCAUCGUUAUAUUGCGAGAUUAGCAUAGACCCCGAUGUCUUGGGUCUAUGGUCUUGCAAAAAGGUUACCCAAUUUUCUUGAUUAGUUUGCUCUCUUAGAGAGAUGUCUACAAUCUGACACAUCAUUUUGACCUUCUAGGUUACUCGAUAAAUUUCCUCACAUGCAUUUUUUAUUCUAAGGCCAUACUUAGACCCAUAUCAAUAUCCAAAGGAUUGUUCUCUUUCAAUUAUUGUUUCUUAUUUAUAUCCUUCGAGAAUCCUUUGCCUAUCCUAAUUGACAAUUGAAAGGGUAAAGUUGCAUGUCCUCUACUGAAUUCUGUGUGUUUGAGUUGUGAUGUGCUCAUGUACCCAUGGGUCUUUUCAUUGUUUGUCCAUUCUGUAUUACAUGCUUUAUUAGCAUUAAUGAACAAAUUUUCUCAAUAUAUUGUAAUGUUUUGGAUACUUAUUAACAUCUACUGAUUUAGAGUUGAAUUUUUUUGAAGCAAAAAAAAGGGUCAUAUUGCUAGUACAUAUUUGAAUGAUAAAUUUUUCCUUAAGGAUAAUGAAAUUCAUGUUAAGGCUUACAGGGUGAUUAUUGAUGAUAAACUUGUAACGGUUAUAACAUGACAAAUAUAUUUCCUACAAUUUCACCAUAACUUUGGAUUGUGGGCAAAGCUAAACUUUCAGCUCCAAGAUUCAAGUUCAACGUGCAUGUAUGAGUAUUAUAAUAAUUCAAAUAACAAAGGGUGCAAGUAAAAUUCAGCCAAAUGAAACCUCCUUCUGUUGGCAGCGAAACUUUUUGAUGGAAGCGGAUGUGUAACCAAAAAUAGCAUACGUGAAAAUCAACAGUCCCUUCUUGAGCUUCUCCCUUUCCGCCUCAUCCUAUUAAUUGGAAUCAAAAACAACAAACAAAAAUAAAAUGGGCUUUGCUAGAGUCAAGAUAAAAGAAACAAAAUCAAUAAUGGGUUUUCUAGAGGAUCUGAGAAACAGAAAAUUCAAAAUGAGUGUACCAAUAUGCAUUGUUCUUCCUUCUUCGUCGUCUUCUUAUAAUCAGCAUUCAUUGUUUCGCCGAAUUUUUUUAGGAAUAGUGCAGGAGAGCGAGGUUCAUUUAUGACAAACCCCUAUAGAUAUAGGGAUAAAUCACUAGGUUUUUUGUAAAAAGAAAUCCCAAUAAUACAGCAAUACUUCAUAUUUUACUUUUAACCCCCUAUAACUUACAAUAUUUAUUCCUUUAUUGUAACUUUGGUACAUUUAUAAGGGAUUAACCAGAAAACAUAAGGUUAAUAGUUUUUUCGAAGAAGAAAAAACCCCGAAAUUUUACAGCUAUACAAGUUGCUAGUUGUCUAUCUGAUUUUUUUUCUCCCAAUUGAUCCCCUAUUACUUGCAGUAUGUUGUUACCUUAGGGAUGAUUAUCUUUGUUACCCUGUAUUCUCUUUACGCGUCGUAUUGCUAGCUCAUCAUAUGCCCUGACUUGGGCCUUUCGUCUCGCAGAAGAGCUACCUAACUUUCUUGGUUAGUUUGCCCGCUUAGAGAUUUGUCAACGUGGUCAUUUUGAUCUUUCAGGUUAUUCGAAGAAUUUCCUCACAUGUAAUUCUGAUUCAGGGGUCAUACUUAGGCCCAUAUCAAUAUCCAAAGGAUUGUUCUCUUUCAAUUACCGUUUUCUACUUAAACUCUUCGAGAAUCAUCUUUUUCUAAUGCCGCCAGAUAAUUUGAAGGAUAAAGUUGCAUGCCCUGUCCUGAAUUUUGUUUGUUUCAACUGGGGAAUGCUCAUGGACCCAUGGAUCUUGUCAUUUUUUAUCCAUUCAGGAUUACAUGCUUUAUUAGCAUUAACGAACAAAUUUUCUCAAUCUAUCGCCAUAUUUUGGAUCCUUAUUAACAUCUACUGAUUUAGAGCUUUUUUUCAUUCCUAUUUGAAUGAUAAACUUUUCCUUAUGGAUAAUGGAAUUCAUGUUAAGACUUACAGCGGGGGGUUUUAAAUAAAUUUGUAAAUGUCAUAAGCAUAUUCCCUACGAUCUCACGACAACUUUGGAUUUUGGUAUACUGGCAGAUACUUUAGGUUGUUAGCAAAGCCAGUCUUUCAGCUCCAAAGUCCAAGUUCAGCGUGCAUGUAUUUAAGGUGUAAUAAAUCAAAUAUAUAAGUCAAUAGUUUAAAGUUUUACGAUUAUAUAUGUAGUUUAAAGAGAACCCUUACUAUAGAGGUUUUGGUGUAGUGACAAAGACAUCAACAAUAUCAUUUCAGUUUUUGUUAUUGUAUAAACUUUUGUUUUCUAUCACGCAUUUGUGUCGAGGAUAUCGGAGUUUGAUUGACUUUUUUGUUUGGCUGAAUUUGUGCUCCAGCAAUGAUGAUUUCCUUAUUAGAAAGCUUAUUGCAUUUCUUCUCUCCAUAGUCUUUGUUUGGCUAAGUAAUAUUUUUGUUAUUUAGAGUAUUGAUAUACCAUUUGUUAUUCAGUUGAACAAUGCAAGCUUCACAAUAGAAGCAAAACCUGUUAAUCAGCAUAAAUUUGUAACAGAAUGGUUCUUGAGACUUGCAUUUUCAUUUCCAAUUAAUCUAUUUUCUUUCAAUUCCUAUGGCUCAGAAACUAUAUGACUGUUUUCCUCGUUAAUCAUAUUGCAGAUAAGUGUAGUCAUUUUUAUCAUUUUCUUGUAGGUGAAGCACUCUUGAUUUUCUCUGUAAAUCAUGAAAGCUGCAAUUUUUUUAUAAGGAUAUGGUAAAAUACACAUGUUAUGUUAACUUAUUUACCUUAUUACAUGUCUCCUUGGGUUGAUUGUUUUCGACAUAUGAAAUUCAUUAUUUAAACUGUAAUUGAAAUGUCAUCUUCAGUUCAGAGAAUGCUCCAUCAAACUAAGUGUCAUUUUACUUUCUUGGUGUGCAGGAAGAGUUUGAUAUGUAUGAUGACAAUAUAGAAUUUUUUGACAUAAGUGUUGUCGAUUUAGAACAUCUUAGAAACUUACAACGCCUCAAGAAAAGAUCUAAAAUUGCGGAGAUUGUUGCAGUAAAAGACAUAAUAUUUGUGCUUUCUGAGUCCGGCCGUGGUGCUGCGUUUAGCCUACAAACCAAGGAGCAUUUAUGCUUCUUGAACACAAGUCCUGAUCAAGUUAUUAAAGGCAUAUUUUAUAAUAAGUGUAACGAGUCACUUAUCACAACAUGGAAACAAGCACCAGACCCAUGCAUGGAUUUGGCCCGGUUCCAGUUCAGAUCAUACAGAUGCAACUCAACGCCUAUGGAGUAUAUUGGGGGAAAUCAAUUGGAUCUUGGAUUUCCUCUUUUCGGGACAGAGGCAAAUCUGCAUAGCUACGUUGAGCUUGAUGAUAUAAAUGCAAAGGCACUAACUUAUGACGUCAGCCACCGCAUGUACAAGGUGUAUGAAUUGAAGAACUAUUCUCUUUUGUACUCUAUAUCUAAUUCUGACUUAAGUAUCGGGUCUAUUAAGAUGAGUCCUGGUAUCUUGCAAGUGGUAUAUCGUUCGAGUUGUCCUUUCUUGAAACUUAAGCUACUCUCUAGUGAAGAUGGAAAGGAACUUAAAUCUUUCAGACUAGAGUUGCACCCAGAAAAGAGUAUUGAGUUCGUGAAGCACUUAGAUGAGAAGGUCAUCAUCAAACAAGAAGAGGAGAAUCUCCAGAUUCUUGACGUUUUUGAGCAGGUGAGGACCUUGGAGAUUGUUGAUGCAAACCAUAACAGAUUUAUAGACGAUAUCUGCUUGUUGCAUGGAAGGCAAAUCUUUCUGACUUUUUCCGGAAGGAAAGUCAAUGUGUGGAACUGCGAGGGAAAGCUUAUUACUGAAUUUGAAGACCACGAUCUCUGGUACCCAAAGAAUAAUUUCAACAAGUACUACGUCAGUAGCGAUGGGGACGUAAUCAUAUCCUACUGCAUGCCAAAAGGAGACUUACGUCCUGCAGUCCAUUUCAGUAGCAUCCACACCGGGAAGCGCAUUGCUAAAGUUACUGCUAGCAAUCCCAGGCUCGAUAUCGACCCUACGGGAAGUGAUGAUGGUAAUUAUACCUUUAUUCAAAGCUUGAUGGCGGAGGCGCUUGAAAAUGUGACUGCCAUCUUCUAUGACGAGGAACAGGACAUUCUGUACACCGGCAACAAUAAAGGUUUGGUCCAUGCCUGGCACAGCUAGACAAAACACCAACUUUAGUUUAUUAUCAGGGUCAAAUAUCUGCCAUAUAUUAAUAAGCUUGUUGUUUGUAACUUCUUUAUGAUUAACUUAGACAUCAUAUCCUCUUUUAAUAAAGUUUCAGCAAGCAUUUUCAUUUA
This is a messenger RNA of Asparagus officinalis (garden asparagus), 7894 nucleotides long. RefSeq lists its product as uncharacterized. The record is from RefSeq and is a predicted model, not a curated record. NCBI's taxonomy places the organism in Eukaryota, Viridiplantae, Streptophyta, Magnoliopsida, Asparagales, Asparagaceae. Gene Ontology annotation, molecular function: protein binding. Bases 6522 to 7757 code for a protein of 411 amino acids. The transcript has 8 exons.